UUCGUCUCUUAGGUUGCUUUAUUUACUGUUGAACAUCAAUUGGCUCAUGUAUAAAUACAUUCACCAUGCGGUUCUUUUUGCAUCCAAAAUGUGGCAAAUGUAACUGGAAACUUUUUGCUUUGGUAUGGUGUUGUUCUAGUCUCUGGCUAAUGAUAUCGCUUGUUGGAGGUGUGCGAAAGUACUCAAAAAAUGAUAUGCAACGACUUCGAGAAAGAGUUCAGCGCAUGUUUCAACAUGCAUACGACGGAUAUCUACGCUACGGAGCGCCAUAUGAUGAACUGCGCCCGCUGUCUUGUGAUGGGGUCGAUACAUGGGGAAGUUACUCGUUAACGUUGAUCGAUUCAUUGGACACGCUAGCUGUGAUGGGCAACUAUACUGAGUUUGGAAGGGUUGUGGAGCUGCUUCAUACUCGUUCGUUCGAUGCGGACAUUAAUGUGUCGGUAUUUGAAACAAAUAUUCGCAUCGUAGGUGGCUUGCUCUCUGCUCACCUGCUUUCACAUCAAGCCGGACUGGAAUCAUUAGAGCCGGGAUGGCCUUGCGCUGGUCGGCUUUUACAGAUGGCAGAGGAUGUUGCGCAACGAUUGCUUCCUGCGUUCGAUACCCCUACCGGCAUGCCCUUUGGUACAGUGAAUCUACGGCAUGGUGUUCCUUCCGGCGAAACUCCUGUCACGUGUUCGGCUGGCAUUGGCACGUUUGUUCUGGAAUUUGGGACUCUCAGCAGGUUAACAGGCAAUCCUAUAUACGAAAAUGUGGCUAUGAACGCCCUUGCAGCUUUGUACGAUCAUCGUUCGACCAUUGGGUUGUACGGUAAUCACAUAGACGUGCUGACUGGUCGCUGGAUAGCUCAGGAUGCCGGAAUUGGUGCCGGUGUCGAUUCAUACUUAGAAUACCUGGUAAAAGGUUCAAUUUUACUGGAAAACCCGGCAAUUAUGGAUAUAUUUCAAGAGAGCAAAGCGUCGAUCGACCGUUAUAUGAAACGCGAUGAUUGGUACGUGUGGGUCAGCAUGACCAAAGGACAUCUAACACUUCCUGUUUUCCAAUCACUUGAAGCAUACUGGCCGGGACUCUUGAGUCUGUACGGUAGCACAUCCGAAGCUUUGCGGGUACUUCACAGUUAUCAAGCGGUUUGGCGACAAUAUGGCUUCCUUCCUGAGUUUUACAAUAUUCCCACAGGCCAAGCGGGUACUAAUCGCGAAAACUAUCCACUGCGCCCAGAGCUUAUUGAAUCAGUUAUGUAUCUUUAUCGUUCCACUGGCGACCCAUUUUUACUGGAGGUGGGUGAAAACAUACUCAAAAGUAUCGAACACAGCGCUAGAACCGCCUGUGGCUACGCUACUAUAAGAAACGUGCAAAAUCACCAGCAAGAAGAUCGAAUGGAAUCAUUCUUUCUGGCAGAAACAACAAAGUAUCUUUACCUUCUUUUCGAUCCACACAAUUUCAUUCACAACAAUGGCCGCGUUGGAAGUGUAGUGAGAGUGACACCUGCCGAAAGCGAAUGUGUUCUCGGUGCUGGAGGUUACAUUUUCAACACUGAAGCUCACCCAAUCGAUCCCACAGCUCUUCGAUGCUGUGAAGCGCGCCACAGCAACUAUUUUGCAGGCGCUGAACGACGUCGAGGUGAUAUCUUUCUGUCCGAUAGAACGAAAUCAUCAGACAGCGAGGUGAUCGCUGAAUCAAACACGCAUAAUACACACUCAGCUGCACCAGCUGAAGAUGAACAGAUAUCAACGAUUAAUGUCCCAAGCAGCAGCAGAAGCACGACUGAUACAGGCGAACUCAACGAUAAUGAUCAUGUUGCGACGCAGCCCAUUUCUUCACCUUAUACAUCCAUCAACGAUGAUGCAGUUACGCCUGCAAAGGUUUCUUUUACUCUAUCAGGUCAUGAUGACGAUGAAAGCGUGAUUGACUCGCAAACUGUGCUGUCUCUAAAGUCAGGUGUAGCUAGUGAUGGCGGCUUGGACAUUUCCUCUUUGGAAGCAGAGCACAAGGAAGAGCCAGGAAAGCGAAAAAUAACGCUGUCUCAAGAACAAUCUAACAAGAGUGGCACAGAUGAUAAAGAUAAGAUUCAAGAAGAUGCCCAAGAAAACAAUCUUACAAGUUCAACGCUGUUGCAACUUGUGCAAAACAUUUUCCGUUCGAAGAUUCGAUUAGGACGAUCAGCGAUUGACAAAGAAAGGUUUUAUCAAACUAACAGCGAUAUUAAUUACAAUAGUUCAGAAUAUUCCGUCCCUGUUUUGUUACCUUCCUAUGCGCGCCGCUAUGAUAUUCUAACGUGCCGAGCUCAACCAUUUUUGAAUCGAAUUAUGCUGUUGGGAGAAUUUUAUUAG
Messenger RNA from Anopheles cruzii, 2327 nucleotides. It is a transcript of the gene Edem1, whose product is annotated as ER degradation-enhancing alpha-mannosidase-like protein 2. The record is from RefSeq and is a predicted model, not a curated record. Bases 66 to 2327 code for a protein of 753 amino acids. Gene Ontology annotation, cellular component: membrane; endoplasmic reticulum. Gene Ontology annotation, molecular function: mannosyl-oligosaccharide 1,2-alpha-mannosidase activity; calcium ion binding. Gene Ontology annotation, biological process: carbohydrate metabolic process; mannose trimming involved in glycoprotein ERAD pathway; endoplasmic reticulum mannose trimming. The transcript has 2 exons. Lineage: Eukaryota; Metazoa; Arthropoda; Insecta; Diptera; Culicidae.